ACUGCGCAUUCGCGUCCAGUCAGGACUUUGUCACUUUGCUUCGAUGAGUCGUUAGUGACGUAAUUCCGCGUUAGCCGUUCCCCGAGUCGAGAAAGUGUGGAAAAAGUGUCUAGUCGAGUCGGGUCGUGAAUUUUCGAAUCCUCGGGUGGGUGUUCUCUCUGUCAAUUCAUUCGCUCGCCUCCCCCUCCCCGGAGUGCUCGCCCCGUUGGAAGGUGCGCCUCUUGGAGCGAGCGCUCUGCCGACAUGUCAGAAACCGAUAGUGUCGUUCCCCAGCAAAAGCAGCAACAGCAGCAGCAGCAGCCUCCGCCUCCGCCGCCACCGCCGUUGCACCAGCAGCAGCAGCAACAACAGCAACAACAGCAGCACCACCACCAGCACCAACAAUUUCAGCAGCAACACUCGGCCGUUCCUCCAAUGGCGAACAUGGCAUGGCAGUACCCUCCACCGAGCAAUCUGCACCUCUACCCUAAUUACACUGGACAUAUGUACGGGCAAGGAUUCAGUCCGCAUGGGCAAAUGUUUUACUACAACCAGGGAUUGAUACCCGGCUAUGGACAGGCGUUCAAUCCGCAGCAGCUUCCUCAACAGGCGCAGCAACAGCAGGCAGCGCAGAAUAUUCAGGGAAAACCGAAGGCUCGUCAGCAGCCACCGGUACCUGGCACUCCGGUUUCUUUGGACGAUGACUCGGAUCUUCCUCCUCUUCCGCCAGGACCUCCACCACCAGCUCAGCCUCUGCGACGUAACGAUCAGGCUCAGAACCAGAAUUCGCAUCCGCAACCUUUCGUCUAUAACUCCUUCGGCUAUGCUAAUUGGAGUCCCAUGCAAAACGACGUUUCUCAAUUCAACGGUCAGAUGCGGUUCAACCUGCGGAACAAGAAGAUCGGCCUCGGCUUCCCACCCUCGUCUAACAGUGGAGCAGCGAAGAAAAAGCGUAAGCGGAACAAAAGCCUCGUGGCUCAAUUGAACGAUAGCUUUCAGGGGAUUCAGAACGUCCAGGGUAUGCAAGCGAUGCAGGGAAUGCAAGGUCUGCAGGGUCUUCAGGGUCUGCAGGGUCUGCAGGGUCUGCAGGGAGGACCGACGAACUUCGUGGCUGGCCCUAACCUGAAGACGGAACUCCCACCUAUGCCUCCACCCUCGGAGUCGGCUCCGAGUCCUCCCAGCCCGAAGGAGAAGCCCGCUCCCCCGGGCCCCGGGGGUCCUGGAGGAGCCGGGGGCGCCGUGGGAGUCGCAGAGCCCCCGAGCCCCGCCAAGGCGACCUCGGCGACCCCCGGGACUCCCUCGUCGGCUCCGUCGGCCCCGGCCAACCCGGUCGACGACUGGCCCGACAGUCUGAAGAACUACGUGAACCGGUGCUACGAGAAGUGCAAGACCGCCGUCGACAAGGACCAGGUGGAGAUCAUCCUGAAGGGGAAGAUCACCAGGGCCGCGAACGACGGCUCCCUCUGGGUUAAGGACUGGGACAAGGAGCCGCUUCCCAGCAUCCACAGCGAGAGGAUGACCGUUACGGUCAAGGGACAGAACCUGAACCCGAGUCCUGGGGCUAAUGUCAAUGCUAACGCGAACAACAAGCUCGUCCCCCAGGUAGGUCCCCGUCGGACGGGUCUGUCGACCUCCCUCGGGGCGAGAUUGGGCGCCAGACUCUCCGCUGGGCAUGGGAAUCAUGCCAACCAUGCCAACCAUGCCAACCAUGCCAACCAUGCCAACCAUACGGCAAGAAGAAAGUCUCCUUCGAGGUCCCGGAGCCCUCCACCGGCCAGGAAGUACAGGAGGAGCACCUCGUCAUCCUCCUCGACCGAUAACAGCGAUAGGGACUACGAGUACUCCAAGUCCUCGUCGGCCAAGAAGAAGGCCAACCGCGCCAAGCAGAACCAUGCCAGCAAGCGGUCCAAGAAGAUCAAACAGACUAAGUCACAUUUCUAUUCAGAGUUUGGUUUAGCUACAGGCAUCGGCGAGGAACUAGGAUCACUCGGCUCCAAGGAGAAGCUUCAGCAGCGCGCCGCCAGGUUCAACGACGCCGUCAACGCCAGGCAGGGAAAUGAGACUCCCAAGGAUGACGGAGCUGUGGACUUUGAUUUCACAGGGCUCCAUAUUAUCGGCACCUGCAAGGAUAUCGAGAAGCCCUACUUGCGUCUCACCUCGGCCCCAGCCCCGUCAGCCGUGCGUCCGGUAAGUGUACUUCAGAAUUCUCUGGCCCACGUGAAGAAGCGUUGGGUGGCCGAGCAGGACUACAGAUAUGCCUGCGAUCAACUCAAAUCCAUUCGUCAAGACCUGACGGUCCAGGGUGUCAGAGAUUCUUUCACCGUCCACGUCUACGAGACCCAUGCGAGAGUCGCUCUCGAGCGUGGCGAUCACGAGGAGUUCAAUCAGUGUCAGACCCAACUGCGAAUGCUCUAUCAAGAUGUCGGUGGGGAGAAUCGAUGCGAAUUCACUGCUUACAGGAUACUCUAUUACAUUUUCACAAAGAAUACCCAAGAUCUAACGACGAUACUAGCAGCUCUGACUCGAGAGGAAAAGGAGGACGAGUGUGUAAAACAUGCACUGAAAGUGCGUUCCGCCUGGUGGUUAGGCAAUUUUCAUGCCUUCUUCAAGUUGUACACGGUCGCACCGAGAAUGGCAGCGUUUCUGAUGGACUGGUUUAUCUCCAGAGAGCGGAAGAGUGCUCUCAAGCACAUGAUUAAAUCCUACCGGCAAAAUUUGGCGGUUGAUUUCGUCGUCGCGGAAUUGGCCUUUGAAUCUUUGGACAAGUUUUAUGAAUUUGUCAAUGAGUUCGGAUUGGUUUAUGCCGAUCCGGAGAGACGACUAAUCGACUGCAAGACCAGCAGUGGUUCUCUAGUGUCUUGGUAAACACAGCGAAGGUUCUCGUCCUUUCUCUUUCAAGGAUACCGCAAAAGCCAAUUUGUGUCGGAGUUGGUUGCGGUAUCUUGUGGACCCUCCGGGACACCCUGGAGGCUCUCUCUCGCCCUUCGACUCCACUCGAUUCGACUCGACUCGAGUUGAAACCACAGAUAUCGAGCCACUCUAGCAUCCUUGGAGUGUGCCGUUCGAAUCCACUUUUAAUUCCACUGAACGAUCCGCUCACAUCUCGUUCACGGGCGCCUCGUUUCGUCCCUUUGCACAGAAUUUGUACAUAACCUCACCUAUGGUAACCUGUCACGCCGACACACUACGCCUUCGUCUACCGGUUGGUAGCUUUUAAUCAGCUCUCAGCGUUGGAAGGAAGCAUCGGAUAUCGGUAUGAAGCCGACGAGGAUGGGGAAGAAGUCGAGGAAGGAACGAUUCCUUGAGUAGCCAAGUCCAGUCGGGAGGGGUUAAGCUGGGGUUAAACUCGUCUCGGGUCUCCCUCUUCGAGGUUAGGAAACCUACCAUCCUGCGUAGCGAAGGGGUCAUCUGGAGGAUACAGCUUGUAGAUUGCCGAGGAACCUUUUACUUUCUCAAGAGGAACCCGUUGAAGAGGACGUCUUCGACUUCUGGGAGAUUCUUCUUGCGAUGGAGGAAUAUAUAUGGUGUUCGGUCCUGCUCGGAGAGGCUGCCGAUGCUGAGGUUUACCUUGUCUGCAGCUUUCGGCUCGUCGCAUCGACUUAUUUCCUUUGCCAAGAAGAGUGUCGGACGCGGAAGAAGUGCAUCGCGUUAAUGGAUAUUUUUUAAUGCAGGUGGUUUACUCCGAAAGGAUAAGCACUAUCGAGAAUGGCUCAGCGAAGAAGAGGAAUGGUGGAUUACGUCGAAAGUUAGACGCGAGUGCUUAUCGAACGAUCAUUUUUUUGAUAUGCUUGGAGAUGAAGAGAGGGAGAGUGCCGGCGAGAAACGAGUUUAUCGAAUCAAGAAAUUCUUCGGUCCUGCUGGGACCGAACUUGUAUAUUGCCAAUUGAUUAUUACGUGUAUAAUAAAGUAUUUAAUUUUUUGAGAA
Messenger RNA from Orussus abietinus, 3904 nucleotides. RefSeq names its product leukocyte receptor cluster member 8 homolog. Gene Ontology annotation, cellular component: nucleus. The record is from RefSeq and is a predicted model, not a curated record. The coding region runs from base 244 to 2844 and encodes 866 amino acids. Lineage: Eukaryota; Metazoa; Arthropoda; Insecta; Hymenoptera; Orussidae. The transcript has 6 exons.